This is a messenger RNA of Aegilops tauschii subsp. strangulata, 531 nucleotides long. The record is from RefSeq and is a predicted model, not a curated record. Lineage: Eukaryota; Viridiplantae; Streptophyta; Magnoliopsida; Poales; Poaceae.
AUGACGGACCCAGUAAAGUGCAGGUUCUGCAGAGGAAUGAACUGUAUGGUUAUGACGCCCAAUAAGUGGAAAGACUCGGUCUCUUUUUUUCGCACGCGCAACUCGUGCUCCGAUCCCAUCUCGCCGCCGUCGCGUCUUCUCUUCGCUGCGUCUUCUCCCGCCCAGGCGCCGUUCCCGCCCAGCGCCGCUCCCGCCCAGGCGCUGCUCCCGCCCAGCGCCGCUCCCGCCCAGCGCCGCUCCCGCCAGGCGCUGCUUCCGCCGUCCGCCCAGGGCGGCUCCCGUCGUCCGCUCCUCCCGCCAGGCUCGCGGUCGCCAGGCUCGCGGUCGCCAGGCCCGCCAGGCUCGCAGCCGCGCCUCCUGCUCUCAGGCGCCGGUGCUGCUACCCGUGCGCCCCAGCUCCACUUCCCGCGGCCGCCGUUCGCUCCCGCCUAUCUCCCGCCUGCUCGUGGUCUUCCGCCUGCCGUCUCGGAUUCUGCUGAUUUCGGGUCUCUCCAAAAAAAAACAUGGUGUCUCUCGCCUGCUCCGAGGUGA